AUGGCGGCGCCACGUAAAAAGUUCUCGACUGGACUUCCUGGGCUGGGUUCUUCGAACAGUGUGGCAGACACAACGCCUGGUGGUGGGUUAUCUGGACCUCCUGUUGGAACAAAACAGAAAGCUGAGAAGACAAUGGCGCCUCCCGGAAAACCCAAGCUCGGGGUACCGCCGCCUCCCGUGCCACCGCAAAAAUCAAUGUUGCGGGGCCGACCUCUGGCGUAUGGACUUUUGGACAGUGUUGAGGAGGAGACGGCAUCGAUCGACGGAAAGCGCGCGAGCACGGCGGACUCGGUGCAGACGGUUUUCUAUCGACCGCUCGGUGAGGCCGGCGAUAGCGAUGACUUUUCUAAAUCUUCUGCCGCGAACGAGAAGAGCAGCGGUAGUGGCAGUAUCUCGAGACUCGGAGGAAGUAGUGAUGAGUCAUCCAAAGCACAUACCAGCGGCAGCAGCCAGGAACGGCUUGCGAGAGACCUGGGCUGCACAGCGAGCGGCAGAUUGAAUGCCGUCAAGAAGAACUCCAGAAGUACGGAUAGUCGGGGACCUCCAAAGCAUGUAGAUGUCUCGUCACCAUCGGAGAUGCAUGAUCUGCUGGCUCCCCCGGGCACGGAGCCACGUUAUUCACCCAGCCGUCCUGGGAAACCUGUGGAAAGGGAGCGGCAGUAUCAGGACGACGGUGCAGUGAAUUCUCCGGAGGAAGGAAACGCGAACAGUCGUAUCCUCGGCGCUGCAGCGCGUGUCAGACGCAGCAAUCAGUCGUUGGCUGGUAGCGGCAAGCACUUUUCCAGGCCAUUUCAGUCUGACACGCCGGACCACCGCGAGUCGUCUGCCAGCAUUUCCGGUGAGACGCGGCCUCCCGUUCGUCAGAGAUACUACCGAAGCAUGCGAGAUGGCGUUCCGAUCCUCAUGCAUCAGCGAUCCGGUGUCUGGGUCGAGGCGGUCGAGGGUGUGGAUUUGACCACUUUCAACGGGAACAAGACCACCGAUGAAGACGACGAGCCGCUUCCUGUGCAAGAGGCCGAAGAUGUUAGGGAAAUCGAGCUUCCGGAUCGCUCAACGAUAGGGUCGGCCAGCUCACGACCGAGCGACGGUAGCAGUGGUAGAGCUGGCAUUUCGGACGACAGCGGAUAUGGGUCAUCGACUGCUCAGCCGUCAGCCGACCCGAACGACACAGCAAGGUGGGCGCGGACUCAGUCGAACCUACGUAGUAUGAAUGUCGGUACACCUUUUCCUCCGACACAGAAGGGUGCGCCACCGACGACCGAGCAAAUACCUACGAACAUAGGCUCGAAGAUUGAGCAGGUAGCUGCCGACGUUGAAGAGAUGCUUUACGGAGGACUGAAAUCAAAAAGGAAUCGUCGAUUGGACGAUCGAACGAUACUGGAACAGCUUGAGAGGUGA
Molecule: messenger RNA, 1398 nt
Organism: Cyphellophora attinorum
Lineage: Eukaryota; Fungi; Ascomycota; Eurotiomycetes; Chaetothyriales; Cyphellophoraceae
Exons: 2
Coding region: 1-1398 (465 amino acids)
Source: RefSeq, a predicted model, not a curated record